AUGGAUGACUACCAAGCCAUUCCUACGGCACUGCGGUGCCCCUUUUGCCUCAACCUCUUUCGAAAUGCCUGCACGGCACGGGUGUGCGGGCACUCUUUCUGCCGCGAGUGCAUCGAGCGCCGCGCGGCAUUUGCACAGAACGAGCAGCGGCUCUACGCAAUCUGCCCUGUCCACCGCGAGCCCAUAUGGCUGGACGAGCUGGUCCCGAACAUCGCUCUCCAACAGCAGGCUGAAGAACAUCUUCUCGAUUGUCCUCAUCCAGGCUGCUCCAAGCAAAUUGCUGCACGUCAUUACCGGAGUCACCGAGAACGUUGCCCUUACCGCCCCGUUGUUUGCCCCAACAACGAGGUCGAGGGUACCUGCCCCGUCAUGACCCUCUCCACCAUUACCAAGCACCUUGAAAGCUGCCCUCAUGCCGUCUGCCGCUAUGCUCUCAUGGGCUGCAACUUCCGCGGCACCCUCAGCGGUCGCCUUUUGCACGAAAAAACCUGUCCGUUCUUCGAUGGCGAGCCUGAGACCGCCAUUCAACAGGGCAUCUACCGCAUGUCCGACCUCAUCCAAAAACUCAAGCAUCAAAGCGAAGAGCUGCAAGAGCGCCUGCGUACCAUCGAGCAAGCCCAAGCAGUCAGCCUUGACCAGCAAGAGCGCGCCCGACAUGAACUCGCGGAAUUCACCAUGCCCUUCACCUUCCAGUGCAGCGGCAGCUUCAAGGGCCACGCUGGUGCCGUGUGGGCCCUUAGCAGUCACCGUAGUCUGCUCUUCAGUGCCUCGAGUGACCAGACCAUCAAGGCUUGGGAUCUGCAGCGCAUGGCCUGUGUCGCUACAUUGACUGGUCAUCAAGGCAUCAUCCAUGCCAUGGCCUGUAACAAGUCUUACCUCUUCAGCGGAGAUUCCGCUGGUCUUGUCCUUGUCUGGGACAUUGAUCAACUCAAACUCAUCGAGACCCUCAACGUGGCCCAAUCGAUCAUUUCCUGUCUGUUGGCCACUCAGCGGCGUUUGAUCGUGGGCAGUCAAAACCUGAUCAAGGCAAGUCGUGCUGAGGAUUAA
This is a messenger RNA of Monosiga brevicollis MX1, 1047 nucleotides long. RefSeq lists its product as uncharacterized. The record is from RefSeq and is a predicted model, not a curated record. Bases 1 to 1047 code for a protein of 348 amino acids. NCBI's taxonomy places the organism in Eukaryota, Choanoflagellata, Craspedida, Salpingoecidae. Gene Ontology annotation, molecular function: snoRNA binding; protein binding. Gene Ontology annotation, cellular component: small-subunit processome. The transcript has a single exon.